This is a messenger RNA of Aspergillus clavatus NRRL 1, 1284 nucleotides long. Its product is annotated as O-phospho-L-serine:2-oxoglutarate transaminase. Lineage: Eukaryota; Fungi; Ascomycota; Eurotiomycetes; Eurotiales; Aspergillaceae. The record is from RefSeq and is a predicted model, not a curated record. Bases 1 to 1284 code for a protein of 427 amino acids. Gene Ontology annotation, molecular function: pyridoxal phosphate binding; O-phospho-L-serine:2-oxoglutarate transaminase activity. Gene Ontology annotation, biological process: L-serine biosynthetic process. Gene Ontology annotation, cellular component: cytoplasm. The transcript has 2 exons.
AUGCCUUCCAGACAAGAAGUCGCCUACUUUGGAGCCGGUCCGGCUCCCCUCCCCACCUCUGUCGUCGAAGCUGGCGCAAAGGCCUUCGUCAACUACAACGAUUGCGGACUCGGACUCGGAGAAAUCUCGCAUCGUUCGCCCACUGCGAACAAGAUCCUUGAGGAUACCAAGGCAGCCCUGGCAACCCUCCUGGAUAUUCCCGAUGACUACGAAAUCCUUUUCAUGCAGGGUGGUGGAAGCGGACAAUUCAGCUCCGUUGUGCAGAACCUUGUGGGAGUCUGGAUCGAACGCAGACGGCAGCGCGCAGAGGCAGAGAUCUCGGCCAGCGAACAGAAGGAUGAGCUGGUCUUUGAGAGAUUACAAAAGGAAGUCCAGGAGGAGCUGAAGAUGGAUUAUCUGGUGACAGGAUCGUGGUCGUUGAAGGCAGCACAGGAGGCCACCAGACUGGUGGGCGCAAAGCAUGUGAAUAUCGCCUUCGAUGCGAGAACCGCAAACAAUGGAAAAUUUGGCAAGAUCCCAGCCGAGGAGACUUGGUCUCUCGCGCCCAGCAAGGAUUCGGCCUUUGUCUACUUCUGUGACAAUGAGACGGUUGAUGGGGUCGAGUUCCCCAGCUUCCCUAAGGUCCUGGAGUCGGAUGAUCGAAUCGUCGUUGCAGACAUGAGCUCCAACUUUCUCAGCCGAAAGGUUGAUGUGAAUAAAUACUCGGUGAUCUUUGGUGGUGCCCAGAAGAACAUCGGUAUCGCUGGUAUCUCCAUUGUCAUCAUCAAGAAGUCACUUCUGCCUCCUCAGACACCCACACCAGCUCCCGCUCUCCUUCACCGAUUGAACAUCAGCGGACUCCCAGGAACCAUCGUUCUUGACUAUGCGAUCAUCGCCAAGAACAACUCCCUGUACAACACACUUCCCAUUUUCAAUCUGUGGAUCGCUGGCAAGGUCAUGACCGAACUCGUCGAGACAUACGGCACUCAGAAGAUUAACGGUCAGGAGGAAGUCUCGGAUCGCAAGGCCGAGAUCCUCUAUGCUAUCCUGGAUAACUACCCCCAGGUCUACCGCGUGGUUCCAGAUAAGAGCGUUCGCAGCCGCAUGAACAUCUGCUUCCGUGUGUAUAACGGCGAUGCCGAGAAGGAGAAGGAAUUCCUGGCCGGAGCUGAGAAACGUCUCCUCCAGGGAUUGAAGGGACACCGCAGUGUGGGUGGCAUUCGGGCCAGCAAUUACAACGCGGUCCCACUGGAGAACGUGGAGAAGCUGGCAAAGUACCUCGAAGAUUAUGCCUCCAGCAAUUAG